This is a messenger RNA of Lagopus muta (rock ptarmigan), 1760 nucleotides long. It is a transcript of the gene ARRB1, whose product is annotated as arrestin beta 1. NCBI's taxonomy places the organism in Eukaryota, Metazoa, Chordata, Aves, Galliformes, Phasianidae. Gene Ontology annotation, biological process: visual perception; signal transduction; G protein-coupled receptor internalization. The record is from RefSeq and is a predicted model, not a curated record. The annotation marks the transcript as partial. The transcript has 16 exons. Gene Ontology annotation, molecular function: G protein-coupled receptor binding.
GGGUGGGGGGGGGGAGCGGGCGGCGACCCGGCCCGAAUUUCACCUCAGCGCUGCUCGGAUCUGCGGGGCCAUGGAGACAAAGGCACGCGGGUGUUCAAGAAAGCGAGUCCCAACGGGAAGCUCACGGUGUACCUGGGCAAGAGGGACUUUGUGGACCACAUCGACGUGGUGGAUCCCGUGGACGGAGUGGUGCUGGUUGAUCCUGAGUACCUGAAGGAGAGGAAAGUGUUCGUGACGCUGACGUGCGCCUUCCGUUACGGCCGCGAGGACCUGGACGUGCUGGGCCUGACGUUCCGCAAGGACCUGUUUGUGGCCAACGCUCAGGCCUUCCCCCCCGUGCCCGAGGACAGGAAGCCCCUCACCCGCCUGCAGGAGCGCCUCAUCAAGAAGCUGGGCGAGCACGCCUACCCCUUCACCUUCGAGAUCCCCCCCAACCUGCCCUGCUCCGUCACGCUGCAACCCGGCCCCGAAGACACAGGGAAGGCCUGCGGUGUGGACUAUGAGGUCAAAGCUUUCUGCGCGGAGAACCUGGAGGAGAAAAUCCAUAAGAGGAACUCUGUUCGCUUGGUCAUCCGCAAAGUGCAGUACGCCCCGGAGCGCCCCGGCCCCCAGCCCAUGGCUGAGACCACCAGGCAAUUCCUCAUGUCAGACAAACCGCUGCACCUGGAGGCGUCUUUGGACAAGGAGAUCUACUACCACGGGGAGCCCAUCAGCGUCAACGUCCACGUCACCAACAACACCAACAAGACGGUGAAGAAGAUCAAAAUCUCAGUGCGCCAAUACGCCGACAUCUGCCUCUUCAACACGGCCCAGUACAAGUGUCCCGUGGCAGUGGAGGACGCCGAUGACAUGGUGGCUCCGAGCUCAACGUUCUGCAAAGUCUACACCCUGACCCCUUUCCUUGCCAACAACCGGGAGAAACGUGGGCUGGCCCUGGAUGGCAAGCUGAAGCAUGAGGACACCAACCUGGCCUCCAGCACGCUGCUGAGGGAUGGAGCCAACAAGGAGAUCCUGGGCAUCAUCGUGUCCUACAAGGUGAAGGUGAAGCUGGUGGUGUCGCGAGGAGGCCUGCUGGGAGACCUUGCCUCCAGUGACGUGGCGGUGGAGCUGCCCUUCACCCUGAUGCACCCCAAACCCCGAGAGGAGCCGGCGCACCGGGACGUUCCAGAGAACGAAGCUCCCAUAGAUACAAACCUGAUAGAGCUUGACACAAAUGACGACGACAUCGUGUUCGAGGACUUUGCCCGGCAGCGGCUCAAGGGGAUGAAGGACGACAAGGAGGAUGAGGAGGAAAGGACCAACUCCCCCCAGCUCAACGACAGAUAAGCAGACCCUGAGCUGCCCACCCUGCUCGCAUCCACGCGUUCAGAGGCUUCUUCUUCUCUUUGGGUUUUUGUAUGAUGAUGAUGAUGAUGAUGAUGAUUCGCUUUGUUUUCUACCCCACGGAUCCGCCGCCAGCAGCCAUCAGACCCUGCGCCGCCUGCUCCCCCUUGUCCCCAUUCGUCCCUUUUGGGGGUGGGCUGGGGGGACCCGAGGCUCAGCCUUCACCCCGUCAGCCUUCACCCCUCCGCCCCCUUUUUCCCUUCCCGAAGCUCCGGGCCCUUUCCUGGGAGCUGCUCUUUUAUGCAUUUUGUAUUGUCUGCUCUCGAUGCUGGGGAGGGGAGAAAGGGUGCAGCAGAAUUUUGGGAAGGGGGGGGGUGGAUUUUUUUUUAAGGCAGCCUGCUUGUGGGAAAGGGCCCCCAUCCAUCCAUCCAUCCAUC